Molecule: messenger RNA, 1596 nt
Organism: Trypanosoma conorhini
Lineage: Eukaryota; Euglenozoa; Kinetoplastea; Trypanosomatida; Trypanosomatidae
Exons: 1
Coding region: 1-1596 (531 amino acids)
Molecular function (GO): protein binding
Source: RefSeq, a predicted model, not a curated record
AUGCCGGCGAAGAAGGGCAAAGCAAAGGACUCCGUGGAGGACAACACGCCGCCGGGAAUUUUAAGGGCGUGCGUCGAGUACUGCGACUCCGCCAACACACCCGUGUGGCAUCGAAUGGGCCACCUCUCCUACGUGCACCCCAGGAGUGGGCUGCUGUACGUUGUGGGCGGCUGCGACGCGAAGGCGCUGCCGCAGGCGAUAAAGGCCUCGCCGUACGAGACGAAACUGGACUCAAUGCCCUUCGCGGAAUGGUGGGACGCAGGCACGCGCGUGUGGGGCGGCGGCGGCGGCGGCGGCGGCGGCAGCAGCGCGAGUUCGCGGCCGCAAACCCCGCAAGUAGUGGCGGUGCCGAGAUCGCCCAUCCUCGUACAGAAGCGGCAGAACGAUGCGGAGAAGGGGGAGGAGGGAGAGGAGCGCAGGAACUCCACGAGUGUGAUUGUGGGUGCGGCGGCCUGCGCGUCUGCCGUCCCGCUCUACCCCUUGCAGGUGCCGGACGGGUUCUCGUGGCCUACACUGGCGGCAACAGUGGUGCACUGGGAGCCGACACGAAAGGAGGAUCGUGUCGUCGCCGCAACAACCGGCCCAAUUGAUAGUAUACUAACGCCAAGUGAGGCCGUGAAGGCAGUUGGUGAAGCCGCGUCCGACGCGGACGGUACGGACGGAGCGGCGCUAUCUGACGCUCCCGAGGUACGCGAGCACCCUGUGAUUCUAUUUGUGGGUGGCUGGAAGGGAAACUGCCGCAGUAUUCACACUGUGGGCGUGGACAUGGAUAGGGGGACGCCCCUGCAGAUUCGUGGGGGAAUGCCCGCGGUUUCCCUGCCCUCGACGUGUUUGACUGGUAGCGCGGUGAACGAUUGCGUGUAUGUCUUCGGUGGCAACACCGGCGGUGCCACGGGCGCCUCGUCCAUCAUGCGAACGCUCGACCUCACCAGCCGCAAGUGGGGCGAGCGGACGGGGGAGGAGGCACCCAACAGCCUCCCGCUGCCCCGCUCCUCCCACGUUGCCGGAGUGCUACUGAACCGCUACAUCGUGAUUCACGGGGGACGGCGACUGGCUUCGGCCCCAGCAGGGACCCCCGCAAAGGGCAGGAAGUCUAUCCAAAAGGCGCCGCAGCCAAUCGAGAAAUUGGGUCUAGACUUUUGCAAUGAUGUCGCCGUGUACGAUCUGGAAAAGAAACGCUGGGCGGCAACAGCCCUACCUGUGGGUUCGCUGGGCCCACCGCCGAGGUACGGGCAUGCGGCCUGCGUGUUAAGUCCCACGGAGCUCCUUCUUCACGGCGGUAUUGGCGUGGAUGGGAGCGUCUUGUCCGACGCCUGGAUCCUGCGUCUGCUGGAAAGGAAUGAGGCCAAUGUAUAUAUUGCCUGGGUGAAGCUGGCGCCCCCGGAGGCGGACGCGGUACCGUUUCCAAGCCGCUGCCACCACUCCCUGGCGGCCGCCGGCAGGCGCGUUUUCAUCACCGGCGGGGUCUGCCAAAAGGAAAAGGUGGAGGAUAUCUGCAUUAUGGACGUUGAGCCGCUCAAACAAAUGGUCCCCCUGCGGGCGGAGGGGCGUAGGCGCACCGCGACUCCAAACGACGCCCGACGCACACCUGCGUAG